Cottoperca gobio is the source of this 889-nucleotide messenger RNA. RefSeq names its product activin receptor type-2A-like. The record is from RefSeq and is a predicted model, not a curated record. The transcript has 5 exons. Gene Ontology annotation, biological process: cellular response to growth factor stimulus; protein phosphorylation; activin receptor signaling pathway. The annotation marks the transcript as partial. Gene Ontology annotation, cellular component: activin receptor complex; plasma membrane. Gene Ontology annotation, molecular function: ATP binding; activin binding; activin receptor activity. NCBI's taxonomy places the organism in Eukaryota, Metazoa, Chordata, Actinopteri, Perciformes, Bovichtidae.
GCACACAGGGACUUUAAGAGUAAGAACGUGCUGCUGAAGUCCAACCUCACCGCCUGCAUCGCUGACUUCGGCCUCGCUCUCAGGUUUGAGGCGGGAAAGUCUCCUGGAGACACACACGGACAGGUGGGGACCAGGAGGUACAUGGCCCCGGAGGUCCUGGAGGGGGCCAUCAACUUCCAGAGAGACGCCUUCCUGAGGAUAGACAUGUACGCUGUGGGGCUGGUGCUGUGGGAGCUCGCCUCCCGCUGCAAAGCUGCUGACGGUCCUCUGGACGAGUACAUGCUUCCGUUUGAGGAGGAGGUGGGUCAGCAUCCGUCUCUGGAGGACAUGCAGGAAGUCGUCGUGCACAAGAAGCUGAGACCAAUUCUCAGAGAGUGCUGGUUGAAACACACUGGUCUGGUGGCGCUCUGCGAGACCAUCGAGGAAUGCUGGGACCACGAGGCCGAGGCUCGGCUGUCGGCCGGCUGCGUGGAGGAGCGUGUCGUGCAAAUGCAGCGCCAGACGAGCGUCACGGCGCCCGAGGAGAUCGUGACGGUUGUCACCAUGGUAACCAAUGUAGACUACCCACCGAAAGAGUCGAGCCUAUGACCAGACGAUGGACCAAUCAGGACACAGCAGCAGGGACUCUCAGUGAGCGGCUUCUGUCGCUGAUCGCAGACUCAGGUGACCCACAGGUGAGCCUCAGACUGACGGGGACAAUGAGGCGGAGAGGCUCCUCCCUCUGACAUCAGUUCCUGUUUUCUACUACAAAAUAAAAGACUUCCUGGACAGACUUUUUCUACGAUAAUGUGACGUUUGAUUACAAUUUAAAAAGGGCGACUCAUGCUGUUCUUUGUUUCUCUGAAUGAUGUGAUGCCAAUAAGAAACAGCUUCUGAAUGUCUGUAUCAC